ACGACGACAUAGAUCAUGAUAGAUGAAGGACGUUAUGCCACGAUUUGGUUCAUUCAUUCAUACAGUAAUUGACAACCAGAAUUCAAAGAGAGAACAAGGUCGGGAGGUUACAGCAUUCACAUUGCAGACUGCCGCGUUGCGGGAAAAGGAAGGCCACCGUGACUGUGGCAGGACCCACCAGGAUCUACACGAUGCUUCACUUGCCUUAUACCCUGCUCCCUUAUCUUUCCGCACAUACAGAUACGUUCUUUCAAAUCAGACACUCACACUCGCAAAUUAUAUACCAGUAGCGUUCAUGCCAAAGAAGGGGCCGCCUUAUGACCCGAACACUGCAGAUGCAACGUAUGUCGUGAUUGUAUGCCCAUGGGGGGUGCAUCGGAAUAGCAAGGAGCGCAAAACUAGCGACAUUGACAGACUGGGAGCUUGGGUUCGAUUUAUGCUGAAAGAGGCCAAGGACUCCAAGUUCAGGCAAAACACGAUAGUGGAGUGUGUGUAUAUGAUGACUACACGAGAUGAAGUGAUCGUACAAUUGCCAAAAGGCACAACAAUUACACCCCUUCUUGGAGAGCAUAGAUGGGCAGCCAUAACGCU
Messenger RNA from Serpula lacrymans var. lacrymans S7.9, 591 nucleotides. RefSeq lists its product as uncharacterized. The record is from RefSeq and is a predicted model, not a curated record. The transcript has 2 exons. NCBI's taxonomy places the organism in Eukaryota, Fungi, Basidiomycota, Agaricomycetes, Boletales, Serpulaceae. The annotation marks the transcript as partial.